CCCCUCACCAUGCCGACCGCCGCCGAGCAGAACGCGGCCAGCACCGCGGCGCUGCGCUCGCGCACCGCGCAGCUCAAGGCGCAGCGCAAGGACAACGACGGCGCCGCCGCCGCCGCCGCGGGCAGCGCCGACAGCACCGACGCCCGCCCCAUCCGCCACGGCUACUUCAACGUCGACAUGCGCGACGAGCAGAUCGUCGGCGGCGGCAAGGAGCGCGCCCUCAUCCACUACGCGCCCGGCAUCAACAUCAGCGAGAAGGGCAAGGAGACGGACAAGAAGCUCGACCUGCACGACGACUGGGAGUUUGGCGGGCCGUGGGGCGUCACCGCCAUGAUGACGCUCUUUCCCGUGCUCAUGUACUACCUCUGGAUCUGCCUCUGGUUCUACGACGGCUCGCUCGUCAUCCCCAAGAGCGCCGACGACGCGUGGCCGUUCCUGCAGCGCAUGGGCGCCCACGUCUACCACGACGCCUAUCCGAGCCGCCGCGCCUUUGCCGGCUACGGCGGGCUCAUGCUCUUCCAGUUCGCGCUGGCGUACGUCAUGCCCGGCUACGAGCAGGAGGGCCUGCCCGUGCCGAGCCUCAACUACAAGACGCUCACGUACAAGUGCAAUGCGCUCUCGUCGUUCUACGCCACGCUCGUGACGUGUGCGGCGCUGCACCUCUCGGGCGUGUACCGCCUGACGCAGAUCAUCGAGCACUUCGGCGAGUACAUGACCGUGUCGAUGAUCGCCGGCUUUGCCGUGUCCUUCGCCACGUACUUCCACGCCGUCCUCACCAACUCGGCGCACCGCAUGAGCGGCAACUUUGCCUACGACCUCUUCAUGGGCGCCGCGCUGAACCCGCGCAUCGGGCACGUCGACCUCAAGAUGUGGGCCGAGGUGCGCAUCCCCUGGGUGCUCCUCUUCCUCAUCUCCGUCAGCGGCGCGUGCAAGCAGUACGAGGUGUACGGCUACGUGACGCCGAACAUGGCCUUCAUGGUGCUCGCCACCGGCCUCUACAUCAACGCCUGCGCCAAGGGCGAGGAGUGCAUCCCGCAGACGUGGGACAUGUUCCACGAGAAGUGGGGCUUCAUGGUCAUCUUCUGGAACUUUGCCGGCGUGCCGUUUACCUACUGCUACUCGAUCGUGUACAUGGCCGCGCACCCGCCGCACUACUACAAGUUCUCGACGCCGACGUACGUCUUCCUCUACGCGCUGCUGCUCUUUGUGCACUGGGGCUUCGACAGCAGCAUGGCGCAGAAGAGCCGCUUCCGCAUGGGCCUGCAGGGCACGCUCAAGGUGCGCUGGACGUUCCCGCAGUGGCCGUGGAGCACGCUGCAGGAUCCGCGCUACCUGCAGACGGAGCACGGCAACGCGCUCCUCAUCGACGGCUGGUGGCAGUUUGCGCGCAAGAUCAACUACACCUUCGACUGGACGCAGUCGCUCACCUGGGGCCUCAUUGCUGGCACCAACUCGGCGAUCCCGUACUUCUACCCGCUCUUCUUCCUUGCCGUGCUCACGCACCGCUGCGGCCGCGACUUUGAGCGCUGCGAGAAGAAGUACGGCAAGGACUGGGAGAAGUACUGCAGCAUUGUGGCCUACCGCUUCAUCCCCUACGUCUACUAGGCGCGCUGCCCUCACGGGCCAGCAGGAGCGUGGCCCUCGCCGCAUCCACCGGCGCGUCUCAUGCUGUUCG
Tilletiopsis washingtonensis is the source of this 1675-nucleotide messenger RNA. RefSeq names its product putative ERG4-sterol C-24 reductase. Gene Ontology annotation, molecular function: Delta24(24-1) sterol reductase activity. Bases 10 to 1605 code for a protein of 531 amino acids. The record is from RefSeq and is a predicted model, not a curated record. NCBI's taxonomy places the organism in Eukaryota, Fungi, Basidiomycota, Exobasidiomycetes, Entylomatales. Gene Ontology annotation, cellular component: endoplasmic reticulum membrane. Gene Ontology annotation, biological process: ergosterol biosynthetic process. The transcript is spliced from 9 exons.